Staurois parvus is the source of this 481-nucleotide messenger RNA. The record is from the annotation of a GenBank genome assembly. NCBI's taxonomy places the organism in Eukaryota, Metazoa, Chordata, Amphibia, Anura, Ranidae.
AUGCGCCCCUGUACCGCCUCCUCAUGCUGCUGCCAGGCCCGUAAUCUGCCAUGGGCCCCCGUACCGACUCCUCAUGCUGCUGCCAGGCCCCCGUAAUCUGUCAUGGGCCCCGAACUGUACCGCCUCCUCAUGCUGCUGCCAGGUCCAGAGUGUGUCAUGGGUCCCUUUACGGCCUCCCAAUUUGCUGCUGUCUCUAUCGCCACACUCUGCCAUGUGCCACUUUCAGGUCUCCUCACACUGCUGGUGGUUUCCAUUUUUGUCAUAGGGUGCUGUAUGGCCUCCCAUUGCUGCUGCCUCCACCGCCACACUGUGGCUCCACACUCUGGUUUUGGCCCCGUGACUGCCCAAAUGAGUGAAGUGUGCGGUGAUUCUAAGAUCGACGGCACUCAUCUGCAUGUCAUACUGACUGACAGUAUUAUUUCUCUUCCCCAGCACUCCAAGGGCAUUUAAAUUAAAGGUACAGUGUUCUGCACUAAUAUUA